Columba livia (rock pigeon) is the source of this 2331-nucleotide messenger RNA. Its product is annotated as mothers against decapentaplegic homolog 6-like. Gene Ontology annotation, biological process: transforming growth factor beta receptor signaling pathway; cell differentiation; regulation of transcription by RNA polymerase II. Gene Ontology annotation, cellular component: heteromeric SMAD protein complex. Lineage: Eukaryota; Metazoa; Chordata; Aves; Columbiformes; Columbidae. Gene Ontology annotation, molecular function: transcription regulator inhibitor activity; I-SMAD binding. The transcript has 4 exons. The record is from RefSeq and is a predicted model, not a curated record. The coding region runs from base 208 to 1236 and encodes 342 amino acids.
GGACGGCGCGUCCCGGCACAGGAAAAGGUCCCGGUGACGCCGCGGCGCGGGCAGAGCGGUGCCGGCCGCCCCCGGCGCACGGCCGCACGCGCAGCUCCUCGUCCCAGCUCCGCCACCCACCGUGAGUGACGCCCCCUCCCCCGGGGACCCCUCGCCCAGCCUCACAGCGGGGGGGUGACGGGGACAGGUCACCCCCCCCGCCGCCCCAUGUUCCGCUCCCGCCGCGCCGGGCUGGUGAGGCGGCUGUGGCGGCAGCGCUGCCCGGUCCCCGGUGCCGACGAGGGGCCCGGCACCCUCAAACCGGCGGCGCACGCCCUGUUCAAGAAGCUGAAAGACGAGGAGCUGGAGCUGCUGGUGCAGGCGGUGGAGAGCCGGGGGGCUUGGGAGUCCGGCUGCGUCUGGGCCCCGCGCGGGGACCCCCGGGGGGGCCCCAAACAGCCGCUGCCCCCCCAGCUCCUGCUCUGCCGCCUCUACCGCUGGCCCGACCUGCGCCAGCCCCACGAGCUCAAGCAUCUUUGCCACUGCGCGGGGGGCCGGGGGGGCUGCGGCGACGCGGCCGCGCUCUGCUGCAACCCCCACCACUUCAGCCGCCUGGCCGUGCCCGAGACGCCGCCACCCCCCUACUCGAAGGCGUCUUGGCCGGACGAACCGCAGCGCCCCGGCACCGCGCUCUGGGAGUUCAGCUGCGACUGGCGCGCAGACACCAGCGCGUCGCGGAGCACCGUGAAGGACGGCUACUGGUGCAAACUGGCGUACUGGGAGCACCGGACGCGCGUGGGCCGGCUCUACGCCGUGCACGAGACGUCGGUGAACGUGUUCUGCGAGCUGCCGCGGGGCAGCGGCUUCUGCCUGGGCCAGCUGCCGGCCGCCCACCGGAGCCGCGCCGUGCGGCGGGCGCGCGGCAAGAUCGGCCGGGGGCUGCUGCUGAGCCGCGAGCCGGGGGGUGUGUGGGCCUACAACCGCAGCGAGCACCCCAUCUUCGUCAGCUCGCCCACCCUGGGCCCCCCCGGCGCCCGCGGGGUCACCGUCCUCAAGGUGCUGCCAGGUUACUCGGCGAAGGUGUUCGACUAUGAAUGGGUGGGGGGUGCAGGGGGCUGGUGGGUGCCCGGGGAGGGGCCCUGGGACCCCCACAGCAUCCGCAUCAGCUUCGCCAAGGGGUGGGGGCCGUGCUACUCGCGGCAGUUUAUCACCUCCUGCCCCUGCUGGUUGGAGGUUCUGCUGAACCGGCCGUGCUGAGGGGGGCACCAGGGAGCCCCCCCAGAGGGGGUGCAAUUUGGGGGGCCCCCUCUGUUGCCCCCCAGCCUCUCCCUUCCAGGACCGUGCUGCAGUGGGACCUGAGGCUCCCGGCCUCUCGCUAUUUAAUCUCUUUCUUUUUAUUGUAAUGGUUAAAUUUAUUUUAAUUUAUGUUAUUUUUGUAAAAAAGGGAAAGCAAAAUGCAGGGGACCCCCCCCCCCUCCCCGUGCUGUAGAGCUGGGGGGGGCAGGCCGGGGGAGGAGCCCAAGUGGGGGCUGAGGAGAAGGGGGAGUGGUGGAGGGGGGUCUGGAAUAGGGGGACAUGGCAGGUGUGGAGGGAAUGGAGUGAGUGAGCACAGCUGGAGUGGGGGGCAGGAACAGCUGGAGUGUGGGGGCAGAUGAUCACAGCUGGAUUGACAAGCGGGGCAGGUUCUGGGGCAGGUGAUCACACCUGGGUUGGUAUGAGGCAGGUGAGCACAGCUGGAUGAAUAGCAGGUGUUGGGGCAGAUAUGAACAGCUGGAUGGUUGAUGGGCGUGUUAUCACACCUGGAUGGGUAUGAGGCCGGUGAGCACAGCUGGAUGGGUGUAACGUAGGUGAGCACAACUGGAUGGGUGACAGGCAUGUGAUCACAUCUGGAUGGGUAUGAGGCAGGUGAGCACAGCUGGAUGUGUAGCAGGUGUCGGGGCAUGUGAGAACAUCUGGAUGGUUUAUGGAUAUGUUAUCUCACCUGGAUGGGUGUGAGGCAGGUGAGCACAGCUGGAUUUAUGUGAUGUGGGUGAGCACAGCUGGAUGAGUGAUGGACAUGUGAGAACAGCUGGAUGGGCGUGAGGUAGGUGAGCACAGCUGUAUGUGUACGGGGCAGGUGCUGGGACAGAUGUGCACAGCUGGACGGGUGCAGCAGCACCUCAGGGCCAGGACAGAGUUGCCGAGCUCUGGCCACCGGGGCCGGUGCCGAAUCCCCGGGCCCCCCUGGGCCCCUCCAGCCACCGGGGCAGCGCGGGACCCCCCGGGCGAGCUCAGCUUUGGGCUUCCCGGUGUUUCCGCGCUGCGCUUGUUCUUUAUAACCCAAAUAAACGGUGCCACCGGCACCCAAAGCCC